This is a messenger RNA of Lotus japonicus, 1545 nucleotides long. Its product is annotated as cyclin-dependent kinase inhibitor 3-like. The coding region runs from base 581 to 1177 and encodes 198 amino acids. The record is from RefSeq and is a predicted model, not a curated record. The transcript has 4 exons. Gene Ontology annotation, molecular function: cyclin-dependent protein serine/threonine kinase inhibitor activity. Lineage: Eukaryota; Viridiplantae; Streptophyta; Magnoliopsida; Fabales; Fabaceae. Gene Ontology annotation, cellular component: nucleus. Gene Ontology annotation, biological process: negative regulation of cyclin-dependent protein serine/threonine kinase activity.
CAAACGGAAUUAUCGAACGCAACGCAAAUACAUGAUCAUGAAGAGAUGAUUCUUUCUUCUUCUCCUCCUUCUUCUCGUUUCCACUGCCAAAAUCUGCACUGUUAUCUCAUCCCUGCACCUUGCACCUUGAUCCUCUUCCAUUAAUUUCUCCGUUUACGGUUUCCGUCAGCUUCCAUGACGUGUCAGUCAAUCCUUCGGCCAAGUUUCGGCGCUGGCUUGAACCCCACUUGAUCCGCAUAACGGCGCCGUCAAUUUCCCCGUUUUGAGAUUCCCCCGUCACUGUUAACGGAGACUGGACCACCACCACCACACUCACUCACACACUAUGAAAAUGCUAUCACCCAAUCCCAACCGUUGAACCCUCUCGUCAUUAUCACAUUUUUCGUCGUCUCCGUACUACACGCGCGCACUCUCUCUCUCUCUCUCUUACAUUCACAAAAACGCACAGCAUCAGCGAGAAAGAGAGAGAGAGCACCUACAACACCUGAAAAGCGAGCGAGGAGUGAGGUGUGGAAUUCGAAGGAGCACGUACUUGCAGAGAGAGAUUCAAUUCAAUUCACUGAUUGCGUAGUAGUCGUCAAUGGAGAUGGCACAGAACGGUGUCAGGACACGAGCUCAAGCCGCAUUAGCCAUGGAAGAAGAAGAAGAAGAAGCUACCAGUUCACCUGCACAAACACAAACACCAAAGAGAAGGAAGAUCAACAACAACACCACCACCAAACCAGAACGAGAAUUCCCUCACCACAAGGCUCAGACUCCGACGGCGGAACGGCCUACCUCCGAUGACUUACCGGCUGCCUCUUGCUGUUCCAGCAACGGAUCCGUCGGGAACGAUGAGAAAACGAACGAUCUGGAGGUUGAGAGCGCGCAAGUUGAAACGUCGACGCGCAAUUGCGGUGAACAACAAGAAGAAGAAGAAGAAGAAACUCACAGGAGAGAGAUGAGCCACUCGAGCAAGAACGGAGGAAAUUCUCAGGAGAUGGAGUCAAUGGAGGCCAAUUCUCACCGUCCUACAUCAACAGCAGCGAUCAGAAAGCCAACGGAAUUGGAGCUCGAUGAAUUCUUCUCCGCCCAUGAGAAAGACAUUCAGCAGCGUUUUCAAGACAAGUAUAAUUUUGAUAUCGUGAAGGAUGUGCCAUUGGAAGGACGCUACGAGUGGGUUCAGUUUAAGCCAUGAACGAUUUGCGUCCCUUUAGUUCUCACCAGCCACCGUAGAAGAAAGAAGCUAGGCAGUGAUCGAUUUGAACCUGCAACUUUGCUGACAUUGUUAUUAUUCUUAGUUCUUACCUUUAGUUUAGACAUUUUAGUUUUAAUUUUACCAGAACUAUGUUAUUUUGGUGUACAGCUUUUAGAUUUUUCUGUGUUGUGGUGGUUGAGGUGAUGAACAAGCUAGCUUUCAGCUUCGUUUGUUCUUUGUACUGAUUUAACGCAGAAGAAGCUAUAGCUUAAGCCUUACAGCUGUAGCUAAUUGUGCUGAAUUUCUGUAAGUUCUCUCCCUGAAGAACAAAACGAUUCGAUUGAUCCCUAGAAAAAGCGUUUCUGCAA